Messenger RNA from Malus domestica (apple), 2087 nucleotides. RefSeq names its product protein disulfide isomerase-like 1-4. Gene Ontology annotation, cellular component: endoplasmic reticulum. Gene Ontology annotation, molecular function: protein disulfide isomerase activity. The record is from RefSeq and is a predicted model, not a curated record. Gene Ontology annotation, biological process: response to endoplasmic reticulum stress; protein folding. Lineage: Eukaryota; Viridiplantae; Streptophyta; Magnoliopsida; Rosales; Rosaceae.
UUUCUCUUGACGCCUACGAAACGACGUCGUACGAGGCCUUGACUCCGCUUGUCUUCCAUCCUUCCUCCACUAUCUAUAAACCCCUGCUAAAACCGGAUCUCACUCUCACUCAUUGGAUCCCCGAACUCGCUCGAUCACUCACUAGCUCAAAAAUGGCGAGUCGACUCGUUCUCGCGUUCGCACUCAGCGCUCUCCUCUUCUUCUCCCACUCAGUUUUCUGCAAGGAAUCGCACCCCAUCGACGACGACGAUGAGGAUCUCAGCUUCCUCGAGGAGCCCACCGACCACGGCGACGACGCGCCGCACUAUCCAGAUCCGGAUCACUACGACGAGGACAAUUACGACGAUCUCGAGAACUACUCCGAUUUUGACGAGGGCGGCGAUCAUGAGGACUCGUACAAGGAGCCGGACGUGGACGAGAAGGACGUCGCCGUUUUGAAGGCGGCGAAUUUCAGCGAUGUGGUGGAGAAGAACAGGUUCGUCAUGGUCGAGUUCUACGCGCCGUGGUGCGGACACUGCCAGGCCUUGAAACCGGAGUACGCGGCGGCAGCUACCGAGCUCAAGGGGGAAGAUGUAAUUUUGGCCAAGGUCGACGCGACGGAGGAGAACGAGCUGUCGCAGGAGUACGGCAUCGAGGGUUUCCCGACUAUCUUCUUCUUCAUUGAUGGCGUUCACAAGCCUUACGCAGGCCAAAGGACCAAGGAGGGGAUUGUAACCUGGAUUAAGAAGAAGAUUGGACCUGGCAUCCAAAACUUGACCACAUUGGAGGAUGCGGAACGCAUAUUGACUGCUGAAAGCAAAGUCGUUUUGGGCUACCUCAACUCUUUGGUGGGUCCUGAGAGUGACGAGCUUGCCGCUGCUUCAAGACUUGAAGAUGAGGUGUCCUUUUACCAAACUGUAGAUCCUAAGGUGGCAAAACUUUUCCAUCUUGAUGCUGAAGUUAAGCGCCCUGUUUUGGUCCUGCUAAAGAAGGAGGCUGAGAAACUAAGCUAUUUCGAUGGUAAAUUUGAUAAGACUGCAAUUGCGGAGUUUGUCUUUGCGAACAAGCUACCUCUGGUUAUCACCUUUACCAGGGAUAAUGCCCCACAAAUUUUUGAAAGUACCAUCAAGAAACAGCUGUUGCUCUUUGCCUCUUCAAAAGAUUCAGAGAAGGUUCUCCCUGAUUUUCAAAAGGCUGCACAACUUUUCAAAGGAAAGCUUAUCUUUGUAUAUGUGGAAACGGAUAAUGAAGAUAUCGGAAAGCCAGUUUCGGAUUAUUUCGGUGUCACUAGUGAAGCUCCAACAGUUCUUGGGUACACUGGAAAUGACGAUGGUAGGAAAUUUUUUCUUGACGGAGAGGUGACCAUAUCUAAUUUAAAGGCUUUUGGGAAGGACUUUAUUGAGGACAAGCUUAAACCUUUCUAUAAGUCGGACCCAAUUCCUGAAAGUAACGACGGGGAUGUGAAAAUAGUUGUUGGGAAUAACUUUGAUGAAAUUGUCUUGGACGAGUCAAAGGAUGUUCUUCUCGAGAUAUAUGCACCCUGGUGCGGGCAUUGCCAAUCUCUGGAGCCAACCUACAACAAGCUUGCCAAACAUCUACGAGGCAUUGACUCUAUUGUUAUAGCCAAGAUGGACGGAACCACAAAUGAGCAUCCCAGGGCAAAGGCUGAUGGGUUCCCUACACUUCUAUUCUUUCCAGCGGGAAAUAAGAGCUUUGAUCCAAUUUCCGUAGACAGCGACCGCACAGUGGUGGCAUUCUACAAAUUCCUCAAGAAAAACGCAUCAAUCCCUUUCAAGCUCCAAAAGCCAGCCUCAACACCAAAAUCCGAGGGUUCUGCCGCUACAGAGAGCAAAGGGAGCGGCGGCGCCGAAGACUCGAAGGAUGAAUUGUGAGGAAUAUAGUAGUGUGCGCUAAAUUGCUAGUUUGUCUGCCUAGUUAGUAUUUGCCAUCACCAUCCGUGUGGUAGAGAAAGAGACUUGUCACAUAGAAGAGAAAAUAGGGAGAUCAGAAAUGAUAUGAGAAACUCAAAUUCGCAAUAUAAACCCCGAAAAGAUGUCCGGAAAAUUUUAAGAAACUUAACCUGAAUAAUCUCUCUUUGCUGUGAUGAA